This is a messenger RNA of Sparassis crispa, 2673 nucleotides long. RefSeq lists its product as hypothetical. Bases 1 to 2673 code for a protein of 890 amino acids. The transcript has 3 exons. Gene Ontology annotation, biological process: regulation of Ras protein signal transduction; mitotic spindle orientation checkpoint signaling. NCBI's taxonomy places the organism in Eukaryota, Fungi, Basidiomycota, Agaricomycetes, Polyporales, Sparassidaceae. The record is from RefSeq and is a predicted model, not a curated record. Gene Ontology annotation, cellular component: mitotic spindle pole body; SIN/MEN two-component GAP complex. Gene Ontology annotation, molecular function: GTPase activator activity.
AUGUCUGCUAUUCCUGCUCCAACCGUUCUCCUCUGCAAGGAGGAGUGGCCCGACGCCGAUUUCGAACUCCCUGAUGGGGAGCCUAUCCAUGCCUCUGAUGCCGAGGACGACAAAGCAGACGGUGUAGAGGACUGGGACGUUGAAAUGGACCUUGCCCCCUCGACCCGUGUAAAAGCCCAACUUGUCCUUGACGGCCUCGCUGCCAGGUCCCAUUCCUCAUCUCGGCCACACCAGAUGUUCACCAUUCGUCCCCCUCUUCCUAAUUCUCCCACCCAGGAUGACGAUGACGAUGACGAGGGUGUCUCCACCAUCAAGGUGGCCGCCCUUCCCCGAGUGCCUCCCAAGGCCUCACCCCAGCCUCCAAUUGACGAAGACUUUGAAGAUGCCUUUGCCCUUCCUGCAGACCUCACUCAACUGUCUCUGCGGCCAUUGUCCCUCAUCCACCGCUCUUCCAAGGGCUCCCUGGAAUGGGGCGACAAGGACCAGACCUCCUCUUCUCAGUCUUCCGACGCAUACUCUACCCUCGGUUUUGCCGAUACUUAUCCUUCAUCCAACAACACAUCGCAGCCCGAAACAGAGACUGACGAGGACGACGAGGAAGCAAGCGAGCUCGAUGGUCUUGUCAUUCCCACCGGCCUCUUCGAGUCGGGUUCGAGUAGCAAGAAGCUCACCAAGAUCCUCGAGAAGAAGAAGAAGACCGCACUCACCGGUGACCGUCUCAAGUUCGCUAGCCCCGACCCCGAGGACGACUUCGAGAUGGGUCUGGUUAUUGACAACGACGUCGAGCUCAGCCCGAGCAGACUGCUGCAAAAUGCUCAGACGACGAAGCGAUUUGCGGUGCCCACUAUCCGUAGCAAGAGCAUGCCGGCCCGACCACUAGUAACAACACGGCCACCAUCACGCCUCCUGAAGGGUGACCGUGCACGAUCCCCAAACAAUCCACCUAUAUCAUCCGCUCAACAGCUUCGCAAGCUUGCGGAGCCGUUGCCUUCCACGCGCCUCGGCCAACCCGUCCGCUCGCAAACGUACAGCCAGGCGUUGACAUCUUCGCCACCACCCACCUUCCUUGCACCCAAGCCGGGCAGUCUGCGCGUGCAGAAGUCGCAUACCGGGCUCAAGCCAUCCUCCUCACCGUCUACACGCCGCCUCGGACGCAAGGCGUCUCUCCCGUCGCUGUCGGAAUCCAGUCAGACCCAGGCGUCAGGCUCUGGGUCGGGUUCGGGCACGGGCCAGGCGAGUGCUACGGUGGGGCGGUACGAUGCGCCCACCGCAUCGUCGCGUGCGAAAUCGCACACGAGUUCGACGAGCCGGAUGCACGCGCUCGAGUACAACGUGCCGCCCACUAGGCCGUCAACCCCAUCGGCGAACCCUGCUGCCCUGCGGCUCACGAUGCCCACGUCCUCGUCGCGCCUCAAAUCGCGCACGCCCAUAUCGUCUGUGUUUCCUAGCCCUACUGUUGCAGCGGUGGCCCCCCCAGUAGUACGAUCCAUCUCACCGCUACCACCAUCACGCCCGCCGUCCGCCACAUCCACGAAGUCGCGCCACGGCUAUGGUCAUGCGCAGACACAGUCCAUGCCCGUCCCCCCCGUGAAAGUCCUGCGGAAACCGAAGCGGCAGCGAACGUACGGUGAUGGCACUGAGCUGGACGCGUUCGAGGACCUCCCACUCGACCGGGAGAAGGAAGGGCGGUUCAGGAUGCAGCCUAGGGGCACUCGCAUCCCGGGCGCGUCGUAUCCCAAGUCUGUUACUGCUGAGGGAAGCGCUGGUGCAGGGAAGGGCACGCUGCGGAGGAAGACGAAGCGCGAACUGUCGGAGGGUAGCUAUGAAAUGUCGAAAGCCGCUGCUCCUCCAGCAAAAACGCUCAAGCGCACAGGGCGGAUUGAAUUCCCAAGUAAAACAUCCGAUUCCAUGGCUGUCGAUCCGCCCCUCAGGUCGACCGAGGCAGAGCUUGGUUUGAGGAAGAAGAAGUCGCCCUACUCGCCAUCACAAACACGGCGAAAACCUACCCUGAUUCGCAAUCUCGGCGGUGCCGGUGCGCCCAAAGUCGUCGGAGAGAUGAAAUGGAAUCCAAACACACUCCGCUGGGAAGGCAACGACCAAGCUCUCCGCGACUUCGACGCCGCCGUCGGCAGCUCAACGCGCCCCGCGCUCAUCACGCACCUCACGGGCUCGUCUAUCGGGUCCCCCGUUGGCUCGUUCGCAGCGGGCGCCCGCGUCGUCGGCAACAUGAUCUUUGAUCCCGCACGUAUGUGCUGGAUCUCGACGCUCUCGCCGGACGAGGACGAACCGGACGUCUUCGCCGACCUCGCGGACGAUGAAGACGAUGACGACUGGGAGGGGAAGGGCGGCACGAUCCGCGCGAACCAGCCGCUACCGGGCGCCGUCCGUUCUCCUGCGAAGCAAGUGUCCGCGACGGAGCCGCCGAGCCCCGCGCGGAGCCGCUCGCGCGCGCACUCCGAGAGCGAGAGCGACCGAUGUUCGCGCGCGUCGAUGGUGUGCGACAUAGACGAUGCGUUCGCCGAUAAGUGCCGCGAAGCGGAGGAGCGACACCGCGCGGAGCUCAAGGGCUGGCUGACGCCGCUGUCGACACCCUCAACACCAUCGUCGCUCAUCGCGCAAACGGACCGCUCGCAUCUGUACGAUAUACGUGCGCUCGCGACGCGCCAGUAUUGA